Molecule: messenger RNA, 3194 nt
Organism: Cladophialophora immunda
Lineage: Eukaryota; Fungi; Ascomycota; Eurotiomycetes; Chaetothyriales; Herpotrichiellaceae
Exons: 1
Coding region: 291-2486 (731 amino acids)
Biological process (GO): microautophagy; vacuole fusion, non-autophagic; vacuolar transport
Cellular component (GO): fungal-type vacuole membrane; vacuolar transporter chaperone complex
Source: RefSeq, a predicted model, not a curated record
CCAUUACGCUCGAUAAUAAUUGGCCUUGCUCGCUUUUGCUCGUGCUAAAACAUUUCUCUUUCCACUUUCUUCCCAUUGGUAGCCCCCCACCCCAAUCCAUAGCCCUGUCUGGUCUCCUUCUCACCUCCAUCCUACCAUGAAACAAUCAGCUCUGCUCAUUUGAAAGGGGAAAAUAUAUGUGCUCCGACCGCCGCCUCGGGCGAUUCCAGCAGCCACGCACGCACAUCAUCGUGACCUUCGAGGUCGAACAGAGCUCCCCCUCGCCCUAACCUUGAGCGGCGGCAGCCACGAUGAAGUUCGGCGACAACUUCUAUCAGAGGUCGGUCCCCGAAUGGGCUCCAUACAACUUCAACUACAAUGGCAUGAAGCAGCUCAUCAAACAACGGACGUCCGCCAAUCUGACCGGCCCUGUUGAAAUCCCCGUGCAAGGCAGAAGUCGAUGGGAAGAAACAGACAAGGUCUUGCUGGAUUACUUGCGAGACCAGUAUGACAACGUCACGCUGUUCCUGCGGAUGAAGCGGGGAGAAAUUGACCGCAGACUCAGCUCGCUCAAGAAGCAGAUCUCAAUCCUCCGGACAUUUGCCGACGAGAGGGCUCUGGAAGUCAAUGCUGUCGCUGGUGUUCGGGGUCGCAAGUAUCGAAGACUCACCCAGGAAUGCGAAGAGCUCGGGGAUCUUAUUCAAAAGGUCGCCCGCUUCGCCUCUGCACAGAAGAUCGCUUUCCGCAAAAUCCUUAAGAAGUAUACGAAAUGGACAGGGUCAACCACAUUGCAAACGCGCAUGGAUGUUGAGGUCUUCUCUUCCAACCAGCUGCAGACUGACUACUCGGAUUAUCUUCAAGAAUUGGCCGAACAGACAGCCAUACUGACCGAAAAACUGGCCACUUCAACGCUUCCAAGACAUCACCAAGAAUCACCACCCAGUCAACAGCAGAAUAGAACUCCUGUAUCCGCUCUGCGGUCUCCUAUCGUCAAAAUAAACAAUGCCCUCAGCCAAGCCCCGUCGGCCUUUGAUGCCGCCGUCAUGACAGUCCCAUAUGGCGAGGCCGCCGGCAGUGCCUUCUAUUGGAUUCACCCAGACAACCUCGAUGAGGCCCGUGCUCUCAUCCAGAGACACAUGAAGAAGGAUGACUCCGCUGCUCCUACUCCGUCACGGAGGGACUCCGAGGGGUCACUGAUACCACGGAGAAACACAUCUUUCAGUGCCUCCAAUAGUACUCUCACUUACAUGGUCUUCCUUGACAAUGCGCAGCGAUUUGUCAAAGAUCAAAGUUCUGUGAGACCCUCAAGGAUCGCCGUGAGUGCGUAUUGGACGUUCGACAAGGACGCCGCGGUGACGCUGGCCGGGCUCUCACCUAAUUCUUCCGGGGAAAAGGCCCUUCUCCUCGACCGCGAAGACCUCGGUAUUGCCUUGGAUCGGGAUUCGCGUCUGACAGGUGGUUCCAAAGAAACCACCACCGUUCAGCGAUAUCUCGUCGAGCACAGGGAUGUCAAACCCUUGGCCGAAGUGCAAACCUACCGGACGCGUUACUCUGGUAUGACCAACACGGCCGAUGUCUCGAAUUGGGCGACUCUCGACACCUCGAUCACUUUUGGCGCUGUGGACAUGCAGCACCUCGGGGAAUUGCAACCAUUGCCCCAAACCAGUCACACCUUCCCCCAUGCUACCUUACACAUCCGCUGGGAAUUUGCACGGACACCGGCCGUAGUUCGCGCGCUGGACGACUCGCAUUUGGCAUACCGAGUUUACGAUUUUACUCUCGAAGACAUGGCUGUUCGCACCGUCCAGAAAGACCUCCCUCCGUCACCUUGGCAAUCACUGCUGGAAAAGGACAUUACCAAGCUGCCCCUUCCCACUAUUGGUGAGGCCAGCCACUACUUCCGGCUCAAGACCACGAAUCGACUCAGGGUCAGUGCAAAUGAUAUGAGUGGAACGUCCUCGGGCCCAUCCUCUAGUGAAGGCCGUGCAGACAGUCUCUUCUCUACCGCUACACAUGGACAGUCCUCCAUCACAUCCAAUGAAGCUCGAGCCACCGAGGCCGUCACUUCUCCUGCCGAGUUAAAAUCUCCGUCCAGCAAAAAAGGACGGAAGCGAGCACGGAUUGUGGUGCCUGAGCCGCGUCCGUCUCGAAUGAGAUACUGGAACGAGUUUGACGAUGGCGACUCCGAUGUCAAUCCUCAGGAGUCUUACGCAAUCUACGUUGAUCCAAACGAGCCUCUUUUCCCCGGGAUGUCCAAAGCGUGGGGAAGCCUGAAGUCGUGGUGGCCGCUGAAGUCUCUAACUGGAGGGAACAAGCCCGCAAGCGAGACAACGCCAUUGCUGUAUGAUGAAGAGACUGCUUCCAUCGAGUCAUCCGACUCGGACUCGCUAUUGAUAGUGCACGAGGGGCAACUGCGCCGGAGUUUUGUUUGGGGGUUGAUCGGCGGCUUGAGUGUCGCCUUUGUCAUCGGCUUUGCUCUGGUCCUGUUUAUAUGUUUGCAAGAAUGAAGGGUGUUCACGGCCAAGAUGGGACGGGUCAUUCUCAUCGUGUUUCUGUGCGGCUUGAGCGGGGGCGUCGGAUGGUUGUCGAGGGGCUUUGCGUCUAGCCUCCUUGCUCUGUUUGUUUUUUUGCCGCGGCCGUACAUUUGCUUUCAUAAUGAAAUACGUGCUAUACACAACCUGCACUACGGACCUAAAUCGUGCGUAAGAAUACGCAUUGAGGCCUCGCAAAGCCUUGAUCGAUGCCCUCAGCCAGGGUGGAAUCGCCGAUGGACCGGAUUGACUUUGGGCUAGAGGGAACAUGGUAAGAGAGGCAGUGAGAGGGCACGCGAGCACACUUCCCUGGACGAGUCCUUCACUGCUUCUUGCAGCAUUGGUGGCAUUCUUAGGCCGUGGGCCCCAAAGCUGGUGGGCUAGACACGGGUUUAACGCCGCGCUACCGAGCACCUACUUUCAACUACAUGGACGGAACAAAUUGCCAGGCUGCGGCGAAGCGACACUGUCACGAGCAUCGACUCUCUUUCUCUGCCCUCAAUGCCGGCUCCGCAGGGUGUUGCGAGGGGUCUGGACCAACAUAAUAGCUGGACAGUAACAUAACACUAGGCAUUCCUCCGUCAACCUUUGGCCCAACCGCGGAACAUGCCGCAAGCUAAUGCGGAUGGUCGAGUAAGGAGGAUUCUGACACUGGGUAGUUGAAGUAUUGCUUCUGCCUUUGCC